AGAAAGGUUACUCGGUCCAAGGCGGAUCUUGUCGAGACAGUAGCAUUUUAGCUUUCACUAAGAGCAGUUCAUAAUUAUUGAUUAAGAAUUAAGAAUAAUUUAAUAUACUAUAACAAAUGGCGACUGCAACAAGCGGUAGUGCACUUCAUUUGGAGGCCAUCGAUCGUCUGGGCUCUAUACCAUUGGUAGAGACAAGUCUGAAGCGAGUGGAAAAUAUUUAUGGAAAGGUGAAAAACAAUAAUCGCCUCUUCUCCUGGUACUUUGAUACGGCGGAGGCCACAGUAGCCGCUGCCUAUGACAGCCUUCAGCCGGCAGUGAAACUCUUUGAGCAUCCCUUGAAGCGUUUGGACAAUGUAAUGUGCAAGAGUCUGGAUAUCCUGGAGCAACACAUACCCUUGGUAUAUUUGCCUCCAGAAAUGAUGUAUUGGAAUACCAAGGAAUAUAUGUCCGAUCAUCUUGUGCGUCCUGUACUUAAACGUGCCGAUUCUGUAAAACUAAUUGGUAAUGCUGUACUCGAAUCUCCUCUAACCACCUAUGCUGCGGAUCGUAUUGAUGGAGCUUUUACGGCUGGUGAUAAAUUCGUUGACAAAUAUCUUGUGCCCAUACGCACGGAUCAGGAUCAGACAGAUGAAAGAAGUCACGAGAUAAGAGGCUGUUCGGCUUAUGUCACGUCGAAGUAUAUAUACCCUAGCAAAGAACAGAGCCUAGUCCUAGCUACACAAAGCAAAGAACUUAUUUUGCGUACUGUGACGGCUUUAAUAAACGCAUCCCCUCAAGAUGAUGAUAAUGAGGCUGCUGCAGGCGCUGCGCUAAACGAGAAGGGGGCCAUCAAAGCAAUUCAUCACGGUCAACGCUUCUCCCGUAAGCUAAGGCGACGUCUCACACAAAGAACCCUGGCCGAAGCUAGGGCUUUGAAGAAACAGAGCAAAGAGGCCAUCCAUGUGCUUAUCUAUGCAGCAGAAUUGAUUGCCACGGAUCCAAAACAGGCCAUGCAAAGGGCCAAGGAACUGUGGGGAUAUCUGAGUGCCGAUGAGCCGGAGAAUCAGGCAAGACCAGUGACUUUGGAGCAAUUGUUAGUACUGCUGACACGUGAAUCCGCCAGAAGAGUUGUACAUUUUGUUAAUUUCAGUGCCAGUGUUGCAUCUAAUUUGCCUAGAAAUCUGGCCCACACAACCACAGAGGUUGUCCAUCAUAUAAUCUACAUUAAUAAUCGUUUAAUAACCAUAACACGACUGGAUAAGGUCAAAGAUUUGUCCAAGGAGGAAGCCGAAUCUCUUCUUAAGCGUAUGCUGGCCUUCUAUGGCAAUCUUCAGGUUCUAACCAAUAGCUAUUUGGAACGGGUGGCAAGUUUCCUAUCCGGCCGCAUCGAGGCAGAAAAGGUGACUGGCACCGAUAGCAAUAGCAGUAGUGUUAAUGCCAUUAACCGAUCCUCCCGAAGACGUCAACAGCAGGAACAUGCGGCAAAUCAUUUUGCAGCUGCCCAUAAUAAUAUAAAUGGCGUAUACUAGGAAAUCGAGUUCUUUAUAGCUAUCGUAUUUUUAUUUGUAAUCAUAGAGUUUUGUUUCUGCUUACAUAUUCGAACUAAUUAAAGCAAAAACACAAUUAUAUAUAUACAACUUUAUCUAACAAA
This is a messenger RNA of Drosophila willistoni, 1630 nucleotides long. RefSeq names its product lipid storage droplets surface-binding protein 1 (gene Lsd-1). Gene Ontology annotation, cellular component: lipid droplet; cytosol. Lineage: Eukaryota; Metazoa; Arthropoda; Insecta; Diptera; Drosophilidae. The coding region runs from base 117 to 1508 and encodes 463 amino acids. Gene Ontology annotation, biological process: positive regulation of triglyceride storage; lipid storage. The record is from RefSeq and is a predicted model, not a curated record. The transcript is spliced from 8 exons.